Naegleria fowleri is the source of this 3000-nucleotide messenger RNA. RefSeq lists its product as uncharacterized. The coding region runs from base 1 to 3000 and encodes 999 amino acids. The record is from RefSeq and is a predicted model, not a curated record. NCBI's taxonomy places the organism in Eukaryota, Heterolobosea, Eutetramitea, Acrasida, Naegleriidae. The transcript is spliced from 3 exons.
AUGAAUAACAACAACGUGCCAUUGGCAACUACGAAAAACAAACGAGUGCUUCCGAGCCUCACGGUUCAGUUGUUUGCAUCUGAAGUUUCUUCAUCAUCCUCAUCAUCGAAUGACCAAAAACCAUCAUCUCAAUCCUCCCAACAACAACAACAACAACAACGACGAUUAUCCUCCCAACAUCUUCACCCUUCGACAAGCUCAUCUUCCGUCUCCUCACGAGGAUCCUCCUCUUCUCAUUCUCCUCAAAUUCAUGUGGGAGGUCCCACAUUCGCCACAACAACAACAAACUCCACCAACCCACGAUCCAGAAGAAGUUCCUUCUCUGCGCCCAUACCAGCCAAUGGAAUCAUUAACCUCAAUCAACCACCACCUCAUUUAUUUGUUCCUCUAAGAUCUUCUAACGUGAGUUUAUCACAGCCCCAACCACCGUUUAAAAACCACCCCUCCUCCGAUCGAAGUAUUCAUUCAGCAGCAGCAACCAUGCAUCGAGAGGGUGGUGCUGGUGGUGGUUCUGUAAAUAAGGAUGCAAAUUUUGGUGGCGCCGAUAAAGAAUCCAUCAGUUCCAGUGAGGAUUCUACCAUGUUGGAAUAUGGAGGAUACAUGAUUUUGAAUUGGUUCUGGCGAAUGUUUUCGUCGAUCAAGUUUUUUCUCAUACUGCUACUUUGUGGAAGUGUCAUCAUUAGUGUCUUGAUACUAUCUGCAGUGUGGUUAGGUUCAUUACUGCCCUCAAUAUAUAGUCUCAGUUCAAAUGUCAAAGGUUUACAAUCUGAUAAGUUGGCUACAUACAUUCAACAAACAAUAGGAAAUGUGGUGCGGAUAUCGGCAGCUACAAAAAGUCAAUUGACAUCCAUGCUUGAUUAUUCGAAUAAGACCUGGAUCGAAAGACAAAUGUAUGCACUUUACAAGUCAGAAACGCAAUUUCAGGCUGGAUUAACCACUACGACUUAUAUUGGUGACGAUAUUGGUACAUGUUACGGAAUAAUCUCUUGGAAUGGACAGCCUACAUUAGUGGAUACAAACCUGGUUGAUCAGAAAUUAUAUCUUUGUCAAAAUUUUGAGAAUAAUGACGAUUAUUGUCAUCACAAUUCAACACCCGAUGUAAUACUUUCACCGUUUGAUAUGAGUGUAAUUAUUGAGAUUGGAAACAAGUUUGCUGGAAGACCAGCUUUCACUCCAUCGUAUACUGACAAAACCAUGCCUCAAUAUGCUUUCUUGAGUCUUAUCAAUAGUUGGAAACUUCCCUCACCAGUGAACGGUAAUAAUUUUAAAUACUACUUUGGUUAUGAUCUCUCUGUGGGCUCAAUCUCCAGUUAUUUGAAAAAGUACACAAAGUCAGAUACACUGGGAUCCAGAAGUAUGGUCAUUGAGUCAGAUACGAAUUAUAUUGUUGCUUUUGAUGAGGAUGUACCCUUUGUUACAUGGGACGCAACAGGAAAAUCAAAGCGAUUAGACCUUUCUUCAUUGGAGGAUCCAGUCAUGUCUGUCGUGGCUCAAGACAUCCAGAACAAGUAUCCUGUCUUGAAAGAAAUUCAUUGCAAUCAAAAGACAUCUUUUUCAGGAUCAAGAUACAUGUUUAUUAGCGUUCAACGCCUAUGUACUGAUUAUAACAUUGACUGGUUUAUUGUCUAUGCUGUUCCAAAUUGGAGCUUUGUAUCGACCUCUACAAUUGGAGUUUGUUCUGCUGUGGUUGCCUCUAUUUUUAUUGUCAUUAUCAGCACCUCGAUUGGAAUAUUUCUCUCUCACAAAGUUGUGUCACCAUUUUAUGAUUUGAUUGAGCUUUUUGACACUGUUUCUGAUAUGGAUCUCGAUAAAAUUGAGAUCAACUUUAGCAGAUUCUCAGAAGUUAGACAUUUACAACACACCUUUCUCUUCAUGGUAUACCGAAUGAAACAGUACAGAUGUUUUAUUCCACCUCAUCUCAUUGCUCAAAUUGAAGGAUUGGUUGACGAUCAAGAGCCUCAACAACUAGAUUCAGCCAACGAGGGUAGUGUCACAAAAGUUUCUAAUACCUCCACAAACAGUAUACCUGAUGUUGUUCAGUCAAAACCCUCUAGACCAACCCUAAAUCGAACCAUGACAAUGUCUGAUCGUAAAAAGAAGUUUUCAUCCACACGAAAUUUAUUCGCCCUACACUUGGAACACAAAAUGAUCACCAUGGUUUCAAUUUACAUGGAAGGGCUUAAUGAAAUCAUUCAAGAGGCACCAGCACGAGACGUUCUACAAUUAUUGUCUGAUGUGUUUGAUCAGCUGAAUGCUAUCAUAAAAACACGAGGAGGUUCUCUCAUUGGAACAGAGAAUGAUGUUAUCAAUUUAGCAUAUAAUGCAGUCACAAACUUACCUCGUCAUGAAAAAGUAGCAGUGUCAACAGCUCAUAUUACGAUCGAAAAAUUAACAAAGUUUAAAACGUUGAGAUGGAAAAAUCUUGAAUGUUGGAAAAGAUAUGCACACUUAAUGGAUGCCCUCAAUUUUAGAGUUGCUAUUUGUUCGCAAUUAAGCCAUUGUGGUAAUAUCGGUAAUUCUGAGAUGAAACACUUUACUAUUUUGAGCAGUUUCAAACACAACAAUGAAAUAAUGCUUGAAACGGCAAAGAGAUUAGAUUUAGAAAUUGUCAUGUCUGAAAGAGUGAGCACUCAGAUUGACCAAUUCAUGAUGCGUUACGUGGACACUCGAGACAUGAUUGAUGAUUCUGCAUACACAUCUCCUCUAUUUAUGGACGAUCAAACUCUCACCAAUAAGACUGCCACUAAAAUUUUUGAAUUAGGAGAAAGUACGGCAGUCAAAGAAGAUGAAUGGAUGUAUGAAUUACAAGAGCAAGAAAAGAAAGGAAGAUGGACUCUCUACAAUAAGGCAUGUGAUUAUUAUUUUCAAGGAGAGUAUGCAGAGGCAAUUACUCAUUUCGAGGCCUUUCUUCACAAACCUAACAGUUCAGGAACCAACACUGUGGAUAAGCCAGCACAGCAUUUAUUGAAUCGAUGUAGAAGUUUAUUAGAGCACCAAUAG